GAUUUUCGUGUUGCUUUGCUAGGCUUCUGCUGCUUUGCGGCUGGUUUUCGCGUUUCAAUGCUGGUUAAUGUGCGUUCAAACGCACAUUGGUACAGUGGGCAAGCUGGCCGGUAGGCUACGUUAUGGUACAUGCUUUACGGCUACGGCUACGCACUACGCACUCUGCUCUGCUCUGCUCACCAGGCCCGAGUGGUUGCACGAAUGGGAGCUUAUCGCACGUGCAGGUGCAGCACACCUUGCGAACAGCGAAGACAACUGUAGGAUAUCAUUCAUGUUUAUUCCUAAAGUCGUAAAAAAGUUGAUCCGUACUUCAAGACCCCUGCGUUUGCUAGAUAUCCUGAGUGAUGCCACCCUGAAGAAUGCAGCAGAGAAGGGGCAACAAGUCACAAUUGCCGUCGAAGGAAACAUUGGCAGCGGCAAGACGACAUUCUUGGAAAGCUGCAGACUGUUUACCGAUGCCACAGUGCUCAUAGAACCAGUCAGUACGUGGCGAGACCUGAAUGGAAAAAACCUGCUGGCAUUGAUGUACCGUGAGCCCAAGCGAUGGAGCCUGGCGUUCCAGACGUACGUGCAGUUGACGAUGCUGCAGCUCCACCUGGCUCCUGUCCAGUCGACCGUCAGACUCAUGGAGCGCUCCCUUCAGAGUGCUCGCUACGUCUUUGUCGAGAAUCUGCUCCAGAGCGGGCUCAUGGACCCUCUGGAGCACUCCAUUCUGGACCAGUGGUUCCAGUGGAUCGUGCAAAAUGAGAGAGUUGCACUCGACCUCGUUGUGUACUUAAGGACGGAACCCGAGGUGGCAAUGGAGCGCAUUCGACAUCGAAAGCGGCCUGAAGAGGAUCAAAUCUCGCUGGCCUGGCUGCGCCAAGUGCACAUGCUUCACGACAGUUGGCUGCUGGGCCGGUCCAAGUUUCCCCUGCCCCCCCGAGUCCUGGUGAUAGAUGCCAAUCGAGACUGCAUCGACGUCCAGCACGAGUUGACGCGUCGGGUGCCAGACGUGCUUAAAGCUGGCUCUGUGCCGGCCACCUCCUGGCUGGGCUUCUAGGCUGAAAGGACAGUCACACUGCCUUGGACUCUGUCCGUGAUCUAGGAGAUACCGAUUCACAAAGUUUCUUACAAAAUGUGCCCAAAAAUUUACUGUUUGCUCGUCUUUGGGAAUAUUGCUGACCCAAAUUCAUUAUGAAAAUCAGUGGAACACCUACUUAGAAUGCUCCACACAAAGUUGUGCAAGAAUUUUUAGUCGUAACAAAGUUGUUUUUAUUUCAUAAAAUGGUGCAUGCAGUGCCCGAGCACAUUAGAAAGUCAAUUAUAGGAAAAAUGUUUCCAAGAUAAUAAAACAAUGAAAGGAAUCUUGUCUUUGUUGGAAGUCAAUCUCUUUUAGGCUCAAACGGAAAUGCUUUCAAAGGUGCCUAGAGAGUCAAUUAUAGGAAAAAUGUUUCAAAGAUAAUAAAACAAUGAAAGGAA
Molecule: messenger RNA, 1461 nt
Organism: Ixodes scapularis (black-legged tick)
Lineage: Eukaryota; Metazoa; Arthropoda; Arachnida; Ixodida; Ixodidae
Product: thymidine kinase 2, mitochondrial
Exons: 9
Coding region: 68-1042 (324 amino acids)
Cellular component (GO): cytoplasm; mitochondrion
Molecular function (GO): deoxynucleoside kinase activity
Source: RefSeq, a predicted model, not a curated record